Paraphaeosphaeria sporulosa is the source of this 1184-nucleotide messenger RNA. Its product is annotated as kinase-like protein. Lineage: Eukaryota; Fungi; Ascomycota; Dothideomycetes; Pleosporales; Didymosphaeriaceae. Gene Ontology annotation, biological process: protein phosphorylation. Gene Ontology annotation, molecular function: protein serine/threonine kinase activity; ATP binding. Bases 372 to 1184 code for a protein of 270 amino acids. The record is from RefSeq and is a predicted model, not a curated record. Gene Ontology annotation, cellular component: cytosol; EKC/KEOPS complex; nucleus. The transcript has 2 exons.
UGAAUGCGACCAUCACUCACCAAAUGUCAUGCACGCUCGUUGAUGCCGACGCAGUGGUCCUGGCAAAUCGCUGGAACGCCAUGGGUCUGCCCGCGACGCGAUCUCGAUCUUGGUUCUCAGCCCUAUGUUCGCUUCCACCGCUUGUCCUCAACGGCUGUCUAUGACGAUCGGCGGACGUGGUGCUGAACUUAUCGAUAAACCCAUCGCGCUGGGAGCUCUAGCGGGGCAGGUGCGACCUCAGUAAAUACAAAAUUUCCCACCCCUUCACUCGCCACAACAACGCACGACUUCUCGCCUGCCUCAACGAACCGUCACAAACCCAAAUACUGUUCCGCGACACAGUGUCCUGCGACACCUCCACGCCCGCCAGAAUGGCGCCCGAGACCAUCGAGCCCACGGCGCCGCCCCUCCGCGCGCCCUCUCCCGCACCGACCGACCGCCCCCUCCACACGCUCCCUUCGCCCUUCACAGCCUCCAACCUCGAAGUCCUCACCCAAGGUGCCGAAGCCCUCGUCUACAAGUCUACCUUCCUCACGCCACAGACGCCCUGCGUCGUCAAAUACCGCCCUCCGAAACCCUACCGCCACCCAGUACUCGACCGACGACUCACAAAAGCGCGGCUGCUCGCCGAGGCGCGCGUGCUGGUGCGGUGUAAGCGGGAUGGGGUGGAUGUGCCGGGGGUGCUGGGCGCGGAUUGGGAGGCGGGGUGGUUGGUGUUGGAGUGGGUUGAGGGGAGGACGGUGAGGGCGGUGUUGGAUGGGUGGGCGGAGCGGGGGGCGCAGGAGGAGGAGGGAGUGUUGGGGUUGAUGGGGAGGGUGGGGAGGGCCGUGGGGAGGCUGCAUGGGAUCGGGGUUGUGCAUGGGGACUUGACGACGAGUAAUCUAAUGGUGAGGCAGGAUGAGCGGAGGGAGGAAGGUGUGAAGCAGACGAAUGAGCUGGAGGGCGACAUCGUGCUGAUUGAUUUCGGCCUGGCCUCGCAUUCUACGCAAAAUCUGCAGGAUGAGGAUCGCGCGGUGGACUUGUAUGUGCUUGAAAGGGCAUUUGCGGCGACGCAUCCGAAGGCGGAGCCAUUAUUCCAGGAGGUGUUGAAUGCGUAUGGGGAGAGCUUCAAGGGGGCGAGGGCGGUGCUGAAGAGGUUGGAGGAUGUGCGGUUGAGGGGAAGAAAAAGGAGUAUGUUGGGUUGA